Scomber scombrus (Atlantic mackerel) is the source of this 4492-nucleotide messenger RNA. It is a transcript of the gene rgl1, whose product is annotated as ral guanine nucleotide dissociation stimulator-like 1. Gene Ontology annotation, biological process: positive regulation of GTPase activity; Ras protein signal transduction. The record is from RefSeq and is a predicted model, not a curated record. The coding region runs from base 334 to 2769 and encodes 811 amino acids. Gene Ontology annotation, cellular component: plasma membrane. The transcript has 18 exons. NCBI's taxonomy places the organism in Eukaryota, Metazoa, Chordata, Actinopteri, Scombriformes, Scombridae. Gene Ontology annotation, molecular function: guanyl-nucleotide exchange factor activity.
AAGAGGGAAAAAUAGAAACUAAGGGGGAGAAAGGACAGAAACAGGAAGGGAGAAAACAGUUACGAGAGGAGAGUUAUCAUCUGUCACACCUCUGAGCUGAAGACAAAUCCAGGAGGAGGUGAAAACGUCAGCUUCGCUCUGGAAAAUCAAGAGGGACUCCUGUGGACUCAUUCAUAAUCACAUCCUUCUCAUCUGGAGUCUCACUUGGCUACCACAGCUCCAUCUUUCUACAACUCUCCCUGAAGAAGACUAUCUACACUGCAGUCCAGAUUGGAAUAUGCCCUGCUAUCCCUGCCAUCCCUGUCACCCCUGCCGCUGAUACAGGCAGUCUGCAUGAUCUCCCACUACCCUUUGGCUACCCUUCUGCCCUGGCCUCCAGGGUCCCAACACCACUGUCCCGACCUGGACUGCAGCCUGCUGCUGGAGGGGGAAGGAGGUGUUGCUCUGCAGAGGUAUCAACCUCGCUAUCCAGAGAGCACACCACACCACUGGAGCUCGGUGCAGGAUUGGGGGGAGGAAGUUGAGGAAGGAGCCAUCUACAAUGUGACACUGAAGAGGGUUCAGAUUCAGCAGGCGGCCAACAAGGGAGCAAGAUGGCUGGGGGCGGAGGGGGAUCGUCUGCCUCCUGGCCACACGGUGAGCCAAUUGGAGACCUGCAAAAUCCGAAGUAUCCGUGCUGGAACACUAGAGCGUCUGGUGGAGACGUUAUUGACGGCAUUUGGCGACAACGACCUCACCUACACCUCCAUCUUCCUGUCCACCUACAGAGCCUUCGCUAGCACACAGACUGUACUGCAGCUCCUGCUAGACAGGUAUGGAAGUGUGGAAGAAAAUGAACAAGACACCAAAAGAUGUCAAGGCUCUGAGACCAGUGGAGCCAUCAGAAAUGCCUUAGCCUCUAUCCUUCGUGCCUGGCUGGACCAAUGUCCUGAAGACUUCCAGGAGCCUCCUCACUACCCCUGUCUUCACAGGCUAAUGGGCUACCUGCGCAGGGCCCUGCCUGGCUCAGAGACUCUAAGACGGGCAGAGGGUCUGUUGGAGCAGCUGCAGAGCCAGGCUGGAGUGGAUGACAGUGAUGCUGGUUUCCAUGGCAACAGCUCUUUCUGCCUAGGGGAGGAAGAGGAAGUGGAGAUCGAGGUCCAGGAGGACUUCCUAUCGUUUGACGCCGACCUGGUGGCUGAGCAACUGACCUACAUGGAUGCACUGCUGUUUAAAAAAGUUGUACCCCACCACUGCCUGGGUUCUAUCUGGUCUCAGAGGGACAAGAAGCACAACAAGCACAGUGCCCCCACCAUUCGUGCCACCAUCACUCAGUUCAACGCUGUGGCGGCCUGCGUGGUCAGCACGGUGCUGAAACACAGACAGAUCAGACCGCAUGUCAGAGCGCGGGUCAUCCAGCGCUGGAUAGACAUCGCUCAGGAGUGUCGAAUACGCAAAAACUUCUCAUCUCUGCGAGCCAUUGUGUCUGCGCUGCAGUCCAACCCUCUGUACAGGCUGAAAAGAGCAUGGGCCUGUGUGCACAAAGACAGCAUGCAGACAUUUGAGGAGCUGUCGGACAUAUUCUCAGACCACAACAACUACCUGACCAGCAGAGAGCUACUCAUGAGGGAAGGUACUUCAAAGUUUGCCAGUCUGGAGAGCUGUGCCAAGGAGCACCAGAAGCGUACCCACAAGAGGCUACAGCUGCAGAAGGAAAUGGGUGCAAUGCAAGGAACAAUACCGUACUUGGGGACAUUUCUAACCGACCUGACCAUGCUGGAUACUGCCCUUCCUGACUUAGUAGAGAGUGGUCUGAUCAACUUUGAGAAGAGACGCAGGGAGUUUGAGGUGAUAGCCCAGAUCAAACUGCUCCAGUCGGCCUGUAACAGCUACUGUCUGACUGCGGAUCCGGCGUUCCUCCGCUGGUUUAAGAGCCAGUGUCAACUCAGUGAGGAGGAGAGCUACGCCUUGUCAUGUGAAAUUGAAGGUCUUGGUGACAGCAGUCCAACUUCACCCAAACCACGAAAAAGCAUGGUGAAGAGGCUCAGCCUGCUGUUUCUUGGAACAGACAGUAGUGCAGCCAGUUCUCCCGUCAGAGAGAUGCCGCGCUCGCCUCCUACUGGCAGCUCAGGGGAAAGUAUGGACUCUGUCAGUGUAUCUUCUAGUGACUCCAGCAGCCCCUCAGACAGUGAGGGACUCACCCCCACUCACACCCCCGACACCCAGCAAAACAAGCUAUCAGAGUCUUCCUCUUGUACUUCACUCCACUCCAUGGAUACCUGCUCAUCAACAGCCAGUGUUUCCAUGACACCUGCAUCUCCCUCCCUUCCCGGCCCCCCCUGCACUCACAGACGCUGCAUCUCCCUCACUCCCAUGUCCCCCAGCUCCCCGAGCCAAAGCCCAGCUUAUAACACCCAGGCCCAGGACGCAUGCAUCAUAAGAGUCAGUCUGGAGCAAGGCAACGGGAACCUCUACAAGAGCAUACUGUUGACCAGUCAAGACAAGACUCCAGUUGUAAUUUCUAGAGCCAUGGCGAAGCACAACCUAGAGGUGGAGCCGGAGGAGGGAUAUGAGCUGGUACAGGUCAUCUCUGAAGAAAGAGAGCUGGUGAUUCCUGACAACGCCAACGUCUUUUACGCCAUGAACACCUCAGCUAACUUUGACUUCCUCCUGCGGGUGCGAGGCUCCGCAGGUCGGCCAGUCCAGCUGCGUAGCCGGUGUAGCUCCACACUCCCCCGCACCCAACAACGCUCAAGCCUCUCGCUUAGACUCAGCAAGGUCACUCUGUGACCCCGGACUGCAGUGACCCAGCAGUUUGCCUAUACACCACUAACCCAGGACAAUACAGGGUGUUGGAUUUGACCUUAACUGUUGGGUUUUAGAUGGAGAGGAAGGAUGAAGACUCAAGACAGAACAGAUGGACCCCAAUGAGUUUUUCACUCUUAUCUUGCCAGUCGGGUCUCUUCUUGAACUGUGCCAGCCCCUCCUGUCUUUUUCAGCCCCUUGCCCAACCCUGAUAUGGAACAAAGAUGUGUAGCGUGACUGCUGUGCCAGUGGGACUUAAUCUUUGACUAGUAAUGGCUGUGACAGAGUGAAACAGCGACCCCAAGUGGCCUCCACUCUUUACAACCACAGGUUUUUGCACACAUAAUGGGAGCAGCCAAACUCCUGACCUCCAACAGUAUUCUGAUAUUAAAAUUAACUCUUUUUGUGUCCUGUGAUGUCUGUGUAGCUGAAUAUUUACUUUUCUGGUAACAGAAGAGUUCAAAAGUACAGAUAUAUGAUGGAAUCGAAGGAGAUAUGGACUGAGAGUCCAGUCAUGUUGCCUUUACUGAUGAAUGAAUGGAUCUCUGACAGUAUUCUGAAUGAUAUUGAUUGAUUGACAGGAGCUGUGAUGUCAUUAAUGUCCCUAGUCGGUCAUGUUUUCCUGCCAUGUCCGGCUCGUGCACAGUGUGCACAGUGUGCACAGUGUGUGUGUUCUGCCCCUCUCAUAUUGUGAGCUGUGUGACGAAUGCUGUGCUACAUGCAUUCUGAUUGGUUCCAUUACUUGGUUUUAACAAGUCCUCGGCAAAUAUUGAAAUGGCCUUACCUGCCCUAUCUUUAGGGUGUAGAGAUGCAAUUUGUGCUGCUUUCUAAUCCAGAAAGAUGUUUCAUCACAUCCUCAGACUUGUUUGGAGAAAAAAAAGAGAAGGGAUGUACAAGAACAGAGGAAUGGAGAUCUUUCUGAAAUGGAAAGCACCAUGCAAAGUGUCUCAAACUGCAUCAUACUUGUACCUCUUUGCCCUUCAUUAUAUGAACUACAGAGUUGCACUUGUCAGUUUGUAGGAGAUGCCAGUGGGAUGUGAAUACAGAAGAAUGAGCGAGCCACUCUGUUGGUGGUUUACUCCCUCUUCAGUAAUGAAAUACUAUUUUUGUUUGUAAUUGUUGCUUUUUUAUAUGUUUUUGUAACACAAUGCCAGAUUGGAGAGUGAUAGAAGAUUUUUAAGGUAAAUGUUGAAUGAAUUCAGAAGCCAGUGCCAGAUUUUACUGUGAUACAUUUAAUUUUAGUGACACUUCAGUUCAUUACACACACAAUCCAAACACCUCUUCACACACUGAAUUCCCAUCUGUUUGCCUCAUGGGUAUUCUUGUCAUCAUCAUAGUUUCACAACAACAUUGCCAACACUUAUCACCUGUCACGUAACAGUGACACACUUAACUGACCGAUUUGGUUUUCCUUCACUCCUGCAGAGGCUCUAAUGUUAGAGUUGUACCAUUGUGCCAUGAUCAAAUGUUAUUGCAACCAGUUAAAGUUCACUGUGUACCCAACCAAGAAAAUGUUACCUUUCCCUUGGGAAUACUGGUUCACUGGUGGGCUUGUGAUAAUGGCCCAGUUGGCCCAAUCAUUUGUCUCCAUGCAGCACUUCACUUUAAAGAUGUUAUGUCCUUAAAUCACCCUCAGUUCCUAUGUUCUUCACUGCCAAAGACUCUUCCUCUACCUGAAAGAAUAAAUAAAUUAUUAUCAUUAUUAUUA